CCGAAGCUUCGUGAAGAUUCCGGAAGGCUCCGGCCGGCUCUUUCCGCCGCGGGAGCUGCCCCGCCCCCGGUGCUGCCGCCCGGCUUCCUUCCUUCCUUCCUUCCUUCUUUCUUUCUUUCUUUACCUCCCUCUUCCUUCUGCCGUGCUCCGCCGGGCUCGGCUCUCGCGGGUGGCGGGGCAGGAGGUGCCGCGGUCAUGUCGCUGCUGUGCUACAACCGGGGCUGCGGGCAGCGCUUCGACCCCGAGAGCAACACGGAGGGUUCAUGCACAUACCAUCCAGGUGUGCCUGUUUUUCAUGAUGCUCUCAAAGGCUGGUCCUGUUGUAAGAGGAGAACAACAGACUUUUCUGACUUCUUAAGCAUUGUGGGCUGUACAAAGGGUCUCCAUAACAGUGAGAAACCUCCUGAGCCUGUUAAACCAGAAGUCAAAACUACUUCUGAACGAAAGGAGCUAGCUGAACUGAAACCCAAAUUUCAAGAACACAUAAUUCAGGCACCAAAACCAUUGGAAACAAUUAAGAGGCCAAGCCCAGAUGAACCAAUGAUAAAUUUGCAGCUGAAAGUGUCAGCUUCGUUGAAACAAGCUCUCGAUAAACUGAAACUGUCAUCAGAAAACGAAGGGAGAAAAGACGAAGAUGGUGAUGAAAUAAAGAUUGGGACGGCAUGUAAAAAUGCAGGCUGUUCAAAAACAUACGAAGGACCACACAGCACAGAAGAAGUAUGUAUAUACCAUUCUGGUGUACCUAUAUUCCAUGAAGGGAUGAAGUAUUGGAGCUGUUGUAAAAGAAAAACUUCUGACUUCAAUACAUUUUUAGCUCAAGAAGGCUGCACAAGAGGAACACACCUAUGGACUAAAAAGGAUGCUGGUACAAAAGUAGUUCCAUGCAGGCAUGAUUGGCACCAGACCGGAGGAGAAGUGACUAUUUCUGUAUAUGCUAAAAACUCUGUCCCUGAUCUGAGCUACGUAGAAGCUAAUAGCACAAUGGUAAAUAUCCAUAUUGUAUUUGAAGGAGAAAAGGAGUUUCAUCGCAGUGUGAAGUUAUGGGGAGUGAUCGACGUAAAGAGGAGUUUUGUGAACAUGACCGCUACAAAGAUUGAGCUCACUAUGAGAAAAGCAGAGCCCCUGCUAUGGGCAAGUCUGGAGUUACCAGUAUCCAACACACAACCAAAACAGGAGAGUUCGGAUAAAUAAUGAUUCCAAGAGGCAACUUAUUUUCCAUGAUGAAGUGGUGACUUGCUACUGUAAUCAAAUAUUUAACUUUUAUAUAGAUUCCUUUUUUUUUUUUUAAUGCUAGUUCAUCUGUUCCCUUCUAGGAAGAAAUUUUACGCACAGUAAACGGGGGUGUAAACUUGAAAGGGUUACAGUUAUUUCUGCUCUUGCUCCCAUGGGUAUGUUUAUGCUAGGUACAAUGUUUCCAUGGGAAUUUAGAGUAAAACAGCUAUUGCCCUUUGCUUGCAACCUUCCCUACCAUGCACUGACUAUCCCAGUAGAUGUGCUCUCUGUUCACAGUGGGUGUUUUUGUUUUUCAGCUGUUCUCUCUUAGACUGGAUGCAUUUGGUAACCUGUGUUAAAUUCAGCAUUGUUAGGAAGCAUACAGGAAUGCAGAUAGAAAAAUCUGAGUUUGAACUGAUUAGCAUGCAAUUCCACAUCUAGAGUAAAAGGUCACAUAAACAGAAAUAUGAAGUUGUGCACUUGCAGACUUCCGUGUUCUGAAACGAAGGUUUGUUUCGAUGCCUGUUGGCUAUAGAGGGAUGGGGUGAAAUGAACAGUAUUCCAAUGAUUUCAGUACUUGCUGACUCGUGCCGUCUUUCAUGUAUCAAAGCAGAUCACGUUAAAAUUUUAAAAAAGGUGGCAAGAAGGGAAUUUUUUUUACUCCUUUGCAUUUGCUAUUUGAAUAGUUAAAUAUAAAAGUAAAUGGACAGUGAAAUGACUGUAUAACUUAGCAUUUCAGCUGUGAAGAGUAUGCAAACAGCAAACUAUUUUAAAAUUACCAAAGUGCUGUAUGUAUUUGGCAGCCUAUAGAAUGUAUAGUCCGUCCUAUUCUACAACACUGAAAAUCUCAAGACUCUUCCAAAGUAGGUGGAUAUGUGUAGUAGCAGAAGCCAGAACACACUGCAGGUGUCUUGGUAAAAGAGUUUCCACCUAGAUAUGUGUAUCUCUUGACUCUGAGGACGGUCGUCUAACAACUGCAGUUAUAUACAGGACAAAUCUUAGGAGAAACAACGUGCUUUAAAAUGUCUGUCUCAAAUUGUAAUUGUACCUUUGAAUCAAAAUACUUUAAAAGAAUACUGUAUCUGUUGAAGGGACUGUAAUUAGAAAUCAAGACCUUAGUUUUGUUUUCAGUUCAUCAGUAAAGGUAUGUGGCUAAAAACAGGUUAGCUGUAAAAACGAGAUUUUUUUUUUUAUCCAAGCAGCAGCACACAGAGUAACGUUGCUUUCUAUUUCUGCUUGGAAUAGUUUCUUAAUUUUGGCUUGCAGCUGAAAUAAAAACGUUUUCGUACAAAAGUAUAUAGAAAAUGCACACAAUUAUUUAUUGUGUCUAAUCCUAUAUAUGUAAACAAGAAGUCUUGCUUAAAUGAGGUUAAAAGAGAUCCAUGUUAAAAUGCAAGGAUGCUCAUCUACCAGCCUUGGCAGACCUGGAGUACUGUCAGGAGAAAUACAGGGUGUAGUAAAGGCAUUCUGAAGUGAAAUACAGAUUUCUAAGAAUCUUGCUGUUUUCCAGUAGGUAUGAUUUCACUUGAGCUCAGACUUCUGUCUAACAGUACUUGAAGUCCUACUUCAUGCUGAAAGUAGUAGGAAAUACAUUACCAAAGAAACCAUCCCUGAACACCAAGAAAGUAACACUGUUGAUACAAAUAUAUAUAUAUAUGUACACAUACAUAAAUUUGUUUUGGUGCUUCUCUGCCUUCAUUUUAACAUCCUUAAUCCUCGAUUACUUAGUUUGAGCAUGGUUGCAUACUCCCUUGGGCCCUUCUAAAAAUUUUCAGCUCUAAGUUCUGUAUAGAUUCUAUUAACCUCUAAUAAUGCCUUUUUUUCCUCUUUUUUUAAUUUGAAAAUAUCAAGUACUGUAAAGUGAUAGGGUACAAGCUUAUAAAAUGUGUGCCUGCCAAGUGGUCCUCUGAAAAUUGAACAGAUGUUCUUUGAUGUGUUCUGAACCAACAAGUGGGAUACUUAGUAUGACACUGAGAACAUUAGUGGAUGAAAAACUCUCGAUAGCUGUAUCUACUAGCAUGCCAUCUGUGUUUGUGUGUGCAGAACUCUGAACUUGGACAGCAAAAUUAGUAGUGCUUAAAUGCCAGGAUAAAGUUCUUGUUUAACAAGCAAGUUCAAAUGUGUCUAUCCAUAUGGAUAUAUAAAUAUCCUAAAUAUGUUUAAAAAACGUGGAAAACGUAUUUUCACUUAAUUUGCAUCCUCAUGUGCAGUAGGUUUCAUAAUAUAAAACCCAUUUUAAAGAACUACAUCGAAAAUGGAAUUCCUUUGGAAAACACAAUUUCUGUUUUGAAAUAAGUAGUCUUCUGCUUUAGUGCGUUAAACCCUAAAUGGAGAGGAAUGUGGAUGAAGGUGCCAUCUGCUGUGAGUGCUGCAGGCUUUGGGAACCUGUUACUGCUUGUUACACUCUUUCAAGCUAUGUUCUGCUGCUAGCGUAGUCACCUUGGCCAGAAGUGGGAGAAGGCUCCUGUAAACACAGUCCCCAGUUUUGCUUUUGCGUUUUAGUCAUUCCUCAUGCUCUUCUCCUUUUGUUCAUAUUUGCAGCACAAAACUAAAGAUACUUCAGGUCUUCUGUAAUGACUCUCCCCAUCAGUGGCAAUACAACCACUUCUGAAACUUACCUGUUUAAAAAAGCAAGCGAACACAGAACCCAUAAAAACUCGCCCAGCUUUCAUCAGGCAAGAACGUAUAGAUUUUGCUAUAACAGCGUAGUUUCUCUGGCCUGGGAUGCUUUUCAAAAUAAAAAGAUAAACCUUCAGAUGACCUGGACUGCCAUAAACUGUCUUAACUGCAGCAAUUCUUAGCAGUUUUUUAUAACCAUAUGUUUGCAUCUGUCCUGAAGCUGCAACAGCUGUGUGUUUUGAGCAGUUGCUCACAACAGGCUUCAGCACGCCAAGGGUUAAUCCUGGUGUUCCAUGCAAUAACAUCUUGACAUGCAUAGUGGUAGCCAACACUUGGAUUGACUACUGCAUUGGCUGUAACUUUUAUUAGUAAGUGUGGAGAGAAGAUGAGGCAAACUGUAGUGUGCUAAACCAAUCAUGAUUGAAACUUUCCCAAAAGCAAGAUCUGUCAAGUAAGCAAAGUUAUUUUUGAUCACAGGCUUUCACCUGUCUAAUCAUAUGACACUAAAUUGCAAGCCAGUGUGAACAGAAAUACCUGGUAUUGAAUUUAUCCUAUUUUUCAUGCUUUUGGAUGUUCUCUAUUUAUCAAAUUUAUUUAAGUUGAUGCAGUCUAACUGUAUUUUUAUAAAUAAGUAUUUAAGAGCUGUAAUGUGUUUCAGUAUGGGUUUACGUGUUACACAUGUAGACAGUCAUGUUACACGAGUUAGAACUGACUGUCCAGAUGCCUAUAAAACUUCACCUUCAUGAUCCCUUUAUAAUAUGAAAAAUUGCAUGGGUGUCACAAGUUUAUGACAGAAAUCUUAAUCUUUUCCCUCAUGUAUAAGCCCAUUUUCUUAUCUAACAUAACAUAUUUCAUACCUAAUGUUACAUCCCAGGUAACAAGUGAUGAGAGGAAAUGACCUCAAGUUGUGCCAGGAGAGGUUUAGAUUGAAUGUGGGGAAAAAUUGUUUUCAUGGAAAGGGUUGUCAGGUAUUAGGACAAGCUGCCCAGGGAAACAGUGCAGUCACCAUGCCUGGAGGUGUUGAAAAAAACAUGGUAAGGCACUUAAGGACAUGGCUUAAUGGUGAGCAUGGUGGUGGUGCUACCUCGGUGGUUGGUGAUCUUGGAGGUUUUUCCAAUCUUAAAAAUUCUGUGAUCUUGUAUCUGUAACAACACUUCUUGGAGGAAUUGGAAUUUAUGUGAAAUGUUAACACACUGCUAAGCACAGGGUUGAUUAGCUACUCUGACUCUUAGGCACUGAUAUAACUUGGCAAAAAAAUAUUCCAGUGGAUGGUAUUCUGGAUCGUGUACAUUAUCAAGUCACCAUUUCAGUAGUUUAGGAGUUAGUUUUACUAGGAAUUUUGCCUUGGAAAAAAAUACACCUCUUAUACAUAAUGAUGCAUUUUUCGCUUGCAGUCUUUGAACAUGGCAUGAGUAUUGGUUAAAUACUGUAUCUGUUAAUGACUGGUCUUUCCUGAUUUGCUACUAGAUUUUUUUUACUUCUGUUCAGGAAGAAGAUCCUUUUUAAAGUAAUGAGUUAUGUGUCUGGAACACUGUUUUAGGGUGGUAAUAAUUUUGCCAUUCUAAGAGUCUUGAAUUACAGUUGAAGAGGAGAUGAUUUUUCACAUGGCUGUUUGAUUCUGCACAUUCAUAAAACUUACAGAAAUUAAUCUCAUGUCUUCAUGCUCUAGUUUUUUUCUAAAUGUAUUCAAUAAAAUUAUUCUUACAUGCUGGUUGCA
Molecule: messenger RNA, 5548 nt
Organism: Cinclus cinclus
Lineage: Eukaryota; Metazoa; Chordata; Aves; Passeriformes; Cinclidae
Gene: CHORDC1
Product: cysteine and histidine rich domain containing 1
Exons: 11
Coding region: 196-1191 (331 amino acids)
Source: RefSeq, a predicted model, not a curated record